CAUGUGCAGUGCGUCAGCGGCGAGACUUCUUUACCACUGCGCGCACUUUAUCCGAGAACACCUUUGUUGAAGGCACUCGCCGAUGACGAGAUGCGCACGAUAGUAAAAUAGCCACGCCACAGACGAACUGCGCGUGGAAAAAUUAGUGCUAGUUCAGCGGCCCAGUCAUGGCGAGUGUGGACGAGCCACCGUCUGCCCAGGAUCACAACAAGCCAUCGACCAGCGGCACUGACCUGAGGGAAUACACGAUCAGGCCGCUGCUUUGGGAGGAGUUGCCUCUCACCAAGGAACUCCGUCUCGAGAUUGGCUUCGUGACUGGGACUCACCACCUGGAGACCCUUUGGAAGACUGACCCUGGUAGCGUCUACGGAGCAAUAACCGACGACGGUGAGCUGUACGGCGUCUGCGCCGUGCCGUUCGUUGGUGUAGACAUGGCGUACCUUGCACUGCUGGGUGUCGUGGCCAAGUGGAGACGCCGAGGCAUCGGCAAGCGACUGCUCGAGGAGUCGCUGCGCCACGUCGGCACGCAGAACAUGUUCCUCCACUGCCUGCCGACGCAGGUCCGCUUGUUCAGGGACAAGCACAACUUGCAACUCUACGGCCGCGAGCUCAAGUCCCUAGGUCCAGGCAAGCCCAACGUGUCGGAACUGGUGCGGACCGUACUGGGUGUUAAAGUGGAGGCUGUCGGCGAGGAGACACUUCCCAUGGUUGUGGGGUACGACGAGAGAGUCUUCGGCUGCAGCCGUCAGAAGUACGUGGAGCUUGCCUUGGCCGAGGCGGACGUGUGUGCGGCGGUGGCGCGGCGUGGCUCGAGGAGGGUGUGCGGCUACGGCUUCUCGUCGGGCGACGUCUACGGGAACCGCGUCGUGCGCGGCAUCUUCGCCGACUCGGAAGAGAUCGCCGAGGCCCUCAUGGCGUACGUGCUGCAGGACGCGACCGUCGCCACCGUCAUCGUCCACAUGAAGGACUCGGAGGACACCUACUUCGAGAAGAAGAUCGGCCUCAAACGCAGCUCCGACAUCAAGACGCUCUUUCGCUGGCCCUUCAGGGGUGGAGACUUCACGAGGAUAUACGCGACCGCCUGAGCCCGGCGGGCCACCGGCUGCAUUAAAGACAUGUCUCCGUGCCCGCGUGGCAUGAACGAGCUUUUCGAGCUGUUUGAUGUCUCUCAAAAUUAGGCAACAGAUGAAACAUAGCCAUGAGUGGACAAAAAAAAAGUGAACUACCGCACUCGCUAACGAAAUGCAUUUUACUUUUAGGGCUCACUGGAACUCUGACUCGCCGUAUUUUUCCUCUACUGAACUUACUCGCACUCAAACUCACAAAUAUUUUACUCAUUUCAACUCAACGACAGGGACUCACGCCUUGAUAUUAGUCUGAGGGAGUGACUGAAUUGACUCUUUAAUGAGCUUGGAAAGUUUUGACCACAGCUGUGCAUAAAUUUUGUUAUUCGGUUGCGGCUUUUCGCUCGUAAGUUUUGUUCACUGUCACCAGCUGGCCUCGCUGUUAAGAUGUCCAGCAUAACGAUUGGCUAACGUUUUUUUUUUUCUUCAGAUUAUCCCUUGAGUAAGUGACUUAGGAACGUGAGCCUCCUUUAAGAAAAAAAUUGCCAACAAUGUCUAACCAUAUGCGUGUUAACUUCAUUAUUUCUUGUGGCUUAAGUUUUCUUUAUUGGACAGCUUCAAUUGGGCGACUACUGAAUCUUGUUUCAACGUACAUGUUCCUCUUCAAUGGUUACAAAGAGAUGUGACGACAACACGGAAUUAACUCUGCGCUAGCUAGAAGCGGAAAACUAGAACUAUUGAAAUUCGCCGCGAAUUAUCUUCCUUCUUGAAGUUCGUGCAAUUCAGGAACAAUAUUGGUAAAUAUCUGAUUGCACCAAUGAAGGAAAUUAAAUAAAUAAUAGCACAGGAAUAUAUUUAUUAGAUUAUGCGAGCUUAUACCCUCUCGUAGUAUCCACUUGAUAAUGUUUAUGCGUGAUCACUGAUUGAACUGGCGUUAUUGUAACACUUUUUGUGAAAGGAAUGCUGGUUCUUGUCAAUGUGUAUGAACGAGCCCUAACUCCGAUUACUGAAUAAAGGUGCAGGGAAGACGAUGGUCGAGUUAUAAGGGUGGAUAGCCGCCAUCAGUUACACCUACUAAUUAUCAUAUCCUCCACGCUGACCGUUAUGAUGGCUAUAUAUAGAACUCUAGUAGAUAUUGGUAUCAUAAUAUCCCUUAUGAAUUUCAGCACUCUAUCAUGUUGUUACUGACUGUUCAUAUGACCGUCUUUUCCGUGAUUUUGACUCACGGCGACCGGGUUUAAUAAAAGCGACGACAUUACGUGUAACCAAAAUAAACGAGCA
Rhipicephalus microplus (southern cattle tick) is the source of this 2345-nucleotide messenger RNA. RefSeq lists its product as uncharacterized. Gene Ontology annotation, molecular function: acyltransferase activity, transferring groups other than amino-acyl groups. The record is from RefSeq and is a predicted model, not a curated record. Lineage: Eukaryota; Metazoa; Arthropoda; Arachnida; Ixodida; Ixodidae.